CGAAACGUUACUCUCUGCCGCCGUGUUUGUGUAUCCAGUUGAGCGACGCAUUCAUUGUCAUUAGCUCCGACCCUGCAUUCGUGUGCAAGCUUCGAUACUGCAACUAGGAUAAUACCAGGAACAUUGGCUUUGCUGUGAAUCUGCUCAAACUCCUGCUUAGCCGGCGACACAGAAGGAGUCCAUCAGGUCCUCAUGGAAAGCACGUCUACACAAUCGCCGAUAUUGAAACUACUUGCGUCAGCAAGCCAGAUAUCCCAGGGCGCCGAAGCAAAAAUAUACAAGGCGCAGCUCCAUCCGGACCCAACAUAUUCGGAUCCAGGUGCGAAGACGGGCCAUGAAGCGUGCUCAGAGCCCGUGCUGCUGAAGUAUCGCUUUCAUAAGCAUUACCGCCAUCCAUUCCUCGAUGCAUCGCUCACGAGGUCGAGAGUCGCGGGAGAGGCGCGUGCGCUGAUGAAAUGCAUGCGACAUGGCGUGAAUGUACCUGGCAUCCGGAUGGUCGAUGCCGUUGAAGGCGUGUUGGGACUGGAGUGGAUUGACGGCAAGAGCAUUAGGUUCCUGCUGGGCGGUGGUGCUGAAGGGGAAGAGGUAGCCGAAAAUGAGAUUGAGGAGACUGAGGAUCUGGAGGAAGCGGAAGAUCCCCUGUCGCAAUACGGUGUAAACGCAGACACUGUUAUGCAUAUGAUUGGUACGGAGAUCGCUAAUAUGCACCAAGCAGAUGUUGUUCACGGAGACCUCACGACAUCCAACAUGAUGCUUCGACAUCCUUCCGCCUCUAAGGGCGGCGAGCUUGUACUAAUUGACUUCGGGCUGGCCUACACGUCGACCUUAGUAGAAGACAAGGCUGUAGACCUCUACGUAUUAGAGCGCGCUUUUGCAUCGACCCAUCCCGCAUCGGAGCCACUCUUUGCUUUGGUGUUAGGGGCAUACCAGGCGAAAAUGGGGAAGGAGUGGAAGGCGAUCUCGAGACGAUUGGAUGAUGUACGUCUAAGAGGCCGCAAGCGCAGUAUGGUUGGAUAGGUCUAGUCCACGCUGACGGCUAGUAAAUCUGUAAUAAUGCACCACGAAAAUGGUCAAUCGCGAAGAUCAUCUGUUGCAGUAGCUCUUUCUUCUAUACAGAGACGCGAAAUAUAUACAGCUGUACUGAGGUGCACAUAUCGUCAAUUGCAACACUCAAUUGGACCACAGCGUCUGUCGGGGAUGGAAGCAGUGACGGUCUCAAUGCUGGAGAAAUUCAUGCCAUAACAUUGCAAUAACAAUUGUGCUGGUGUCGGCGGCGCGCUUCAUGACUCACCGUAUCAUUGUCGGUAGUUGAAAAGCAUUAAUCUGAACGCACUAAGCGC
Messenger RNA from Laetiporus sulphureus 93-53, 1340 nucleotides. RefSeq lists its product as uncharacterized. The record is from RefSeq and is a predicted model, not a curated record. Gene Ontology annotation, molecular function: protein serine/threonine kinase activity; ATP binding. The transcript is spliced from 7 exons. The coding region runs from base 193 to 1017 and encodes 274 amino acids. Gene Ontology annotation, biological process: protein phosphorylation. Lineage: Eukaryota; Fungi; Basidiomycota; Agaricomycetes; Polyporales; Laetiporaceae. Gene Ontology annotation, cellular component: EKC/KEOPS complex; nucleus; cytosol.